This is a messenger RNA of Aureobasidium pullulans EXF-150, 1467 nucleotides long. RefSeq lists its product as uncharacterized. The transcript has a single exon. NCBI's taxonomy places the organism in Eukaryota, Fungi, Ascomycota, Dothideomycetes, Dothideales, Saccotheciaceae. Bases 74 to 1276 code for a protein of 400 amino acids. The record is from RefSeq and is a predicted model, not a curated record.
UGUCUUUCCAUCAAUAAACAUCCAUUCCAACCAUCAUCAUCUACAAUUCGGCCUAAAAAAUUUCGUGUAAGAAAUGCAAUCCUUAUCAACUAUUGGAUUUCUGGAUGUCGCGCCUCUCCUACCAGCCAGCGUGGCGCUGACGUACAUUGCUUUCGUACGUUUCGAUUGGGGAGAUUCAGUCAACCGUCGCUUUAUGCGAAUGCGAAACUCGGAUCAGAAGGAACUCAAAUCACAAAGUCUUCUGCCUGUCGACAAGUCACACCCCCAGCCUUCUAAAGCUAGACAGCAAACCUUCAAAUCACACAUCCUCAAUGCAGCACUACCAAUACUUCACACAAACCUCACAGUAGGUAGACUAUGGGGACUUGAUCGCUCCAAGAGGGUCUCGAUUAAUUUGUGUGCGAUACAACUCGCUCUAAUCGUCGCUGAGUAUGCACUCGAUGGGCUUCGACAUCGCAAUUGGAAAAGAAUGGAUCUACUGCUUUUGGGAAUAGCUUGGUGCGACAUGACGAUCUAUACGACUUCUGCAAAGUAUUCAGCAUGGAACAUGGUCUUCUCGCUCAUCAUAGCGGUGGUUGGCAUCGACUCAGUCUUGUUGCCAGACUCUAAAAUCACCUCGACUGCGACAUCCAACCAACUAGCAAAAGAGGGCUUGCUGGACCAUAGUUUUCCUGAGCCAGGGCCAUCAAUGCGCCACUUUCACAUCUUCAGUGUCUCGCUGCUGCUAGUCCACUUGCUCCACGACUACCCGGUACUGUCAUCAUGGCUUCUCGAUUACGCGCCUUGGAUGGGCCCGUUUUCGCCUUUCUGGAUACCAUUCGGUUUGAUAUAUCUUCACACUGGCGUACAAGAGUGGUACAAGACGCAUCAAAACGAUCAAACCUUUUUACAGCAUGUGCAAGCGUUUAUCUCUCAAGUCUACACCCUAGCGCCACAAGAGCUGUUAUGCGGUAUUAUACUACCCCUACUCACGCUAGGAACCUGGCUUUUGCUCUUUUUCGCAGCCAGUUAUCUGACAUCAUGCCUUGGAUUUCGAUACCUUUUCCUUGGUUGUCCUCGAACCGCACCACAAUUUUUGGACGCGGGAACGUCUGGAGGGUGUCUAUAUGCGAUCUUCACUGCUGUUCAUUUGCUACGACGAGCAGAACAGAUCAAGGCAGACAGGCCUGAUGGGACGUAUCAUUUUGGUCUUGCCUUAAUUGUGGCAUUUGGUCAGAGUGUCACUGCAGUCACUGUAGUGGCUCUUAUUGCGUAUAUGGUGCGGGAAUUCUGCUGAUACUAGCGGCAUGGAAACAGACGGCAAGACCGGGUUUAGAUCUCAAUGGAUGGUUGGGCCGAGAGGCACCUUUGUUGAACGCGUUCUCGUAGAGUUGUUCCGUGGGUUUCUUCCCCAGGUUCAAUCACAGAAUUGCCGGUAUCCGGGGAGGUGGUACACUGAUCAGCCGCUAUCAGCGCCUAUCGUGAAGG